Molecule: messenger RNA, 912 nt
Organism: Fusarium venenatum
Lineage: Eukaryota; Fungi; Ascomycota; Sordariomycetes; Hypocreales; Nectriaceae
Product: RTA1 like protein-domain-containing protein
Cellular component (GO): membrane
Source: RefSeq, a predicted model, not a curated record
AUGGACGCAACAAUGUCUUAUUAUCUCUACAACCCUUCCAAGCCUUUGGCAGGAGUGGCUGCUGGCCUCUUUGGCCUGAGUUUCCUUGUGACGCUCUACCAGAUCAUACGAAAAAAGGCUUGGGUUUGGAUCUUUAUGCUGUUAGCCAUCGCUAUGGAGGUUGUUGGAUAUGCCGCCAGGAUCAAGUCUGCCUCUGAGCCCACCGAAAAGAAGCCAUAUGUGCUCCAAUUUACACUCAUCAUCCUCCCUCCGGUAUUGAUGGCCGGUGUGAUUUAUGUCAUCUUUGGUAGAAUUGUCUACUGGGUUGUCCCUCCUGAGUCGAGGACACUGCGCUUUCUUUGGGUUCCUCCUCGUUUUAUCACCCUUCUCUUCGUUGGCUUCGACGUGAUUUCUCUCAUCCUCCAGCUCGUUGCCGCAAUCUUCAUUGCUGGCACUGAUCCCACAGACUCCAAUGCGAAACAGAAGCUCAACCUUGGCAAGACUCUUGGUCUUGUUGGUGUGAGCACUCAGAUUGCUGGAUUCGGUCUUUUCACUAUUGCAGCAAUUCGUUUCCAUUUUGCAGCCAGGAAGCUGAGCCCUGAGUUCGCAAGACAGAACCAGGAAAAGUAUGACAUCACUAAGAAGUGGCAGACGUUGUUGACUGUGGUCAAUGUGUCAUGCCUUCUUAUCUUGGUUCGUUCUGUGUACCGUGAGGUUGACUUUGCUGGUGGCAAAGACGGAAAAACACAUCAGGAAGAGUGGUUCCAGUACGUCUUCGAUACAUUGCCAAUCCUCAUUGUCGCCUUUCUCUAUAAUGUGUUCUUCCCGUCCAGCUUUCUCGCACAUCUCGGUUUCAAGGCACCAAAGGAUAUAGGAACCGCGAUCGAUGUCGAGAUGUCGAACAAGAAAACUUCAACUUCAGAGUCCACAUAA